Molecule: messenger RNA, 3239 nt
Organism: Ceratotherium simum simum (southern white rhinoceros)
Lineage: Eukaryota; Metazoa; Chordata; Mammalia; Perissodactyla; Rhinocerotidae
Source: RefSeq, a predicted model, not a curated record
AUGCACGAGCAUCAGAAUGAAUUGAGAUAUGAUGCAAGAAAUUACAAAGGAGUGCCCUUGACUCAUAACAAAAAUCUGACUUGUAGGAUAGAUCGGCAACAUAACAGAUCCUCAGGUAGUUUUCCACAAAGGCGGAGUGUUUCUGUAAGAAAUAAUAUAUAUCAGUAUUUGAUGCAUGAUGAGACAUUUAUACAGAAUUUGUUAAAACUGAAAAAUAAUAUAAGCGAUGCUGGAAACAAGUAUAUAAAUUCUUUGAAAAAUAGAACUGGAUUAAGUUUGCAGGCACAUCUGGCUAAAAUGCAGAGAUUUCAAACUGAGGAGAAAAUUUAUGAAUGCAGUCAAGUUGAGAAGUCUGUCAGCCAUGGUUCCUCAGUUUCACCACUUCAAAGAAUUUCUCCUAGUGUCAAAAACAUUUGUGAUAAAUAUAGGGAAGUUCUUAAAUAUUGUUUGUUACCUACACAAUAUGGGAGAACACCCAGUAGAGAAAAAUCUUACAAAUGUAAUGAAUAUGGGAAGGCUUUUAGCAAAAUCUCAAACCUCAUGAAUCAUGAGAGAAUUCCUUCUGGACAGAGACCUUACAAAUGUAAUGAGUGUGGCAAAGCUUUUCAUCAGUGCUCAAACUUUAGUAGACAUCCGAGAGUCCAUACAGGAGAGAAACCAUAUAAAUGUGAUGUAGGUGGCAAGGUCUUUCAUCAAAAGUCAAACCUUGCCAGUCAUCAGAGAAUGGAUACUGGAGAGAAACUUUACAAAGGUAAUGAAUGCAGCAAAGCCUUUGCUGAACACUCAGGCCUUACUCGGCAUAAAAGAAUCCAUGCUGGAGAGAAACCUUAUGAAUGUAAUCAGUGUGAGAAAUCUUUUACCAGAUUUGCAAGCCUUAGAAGACAUCAGAAAAUCCAUAGUGGAGAGAAACCUUAUGAAUGUAAUCAGUGUGAGAAAUCUUUUACCGGAUUUGCAGGCCUUAGAAGACAUCAGAAAAUCCAUAGUGGAGAGAAACCUUACAAAUGUAAUGAGUGUGGCAAAGCCUUUAUGGAGGGUUCAUCUCUUACUCGACAUCAGAAAAUCCAUACUGGAGAGAAACCUUACCAGUGUAAUGAGUGUGGCAAGUUCUUUACUCAAAAGUCAAACCUUGCAAUUCAUCAGUUAAUUCACACUGGUGAGAAACGUUACAAAUGUAAUGAAUGUGGCAAAGCCUUUGCUGGGCAUUCAAGCCUUACGUGGCAUAAGAGAAUCCAUACUGGAGGAAAACCUUACAAAUGUAAUGAGUGUGGGAAAGGCUUUUCGGAAGGUUCGUAUCUUACUCGACAUAGCAAAAUCCACACUGGAGAGAAACCUUACAAAUGUAAUGAGUGUGGCAAAGCCUUUACACAGGGUUCGUAUCUUACUCGACAUAGGAAAAUCCAUACUGGAGAGAAACCUUACAAAUGUAAUGAAUGUGGCAGAGGCUUUAUUCAUAAGUCAAACCUUGCAGUUCAUCAGAGAAUUCAUACGGGUGAGAAACCUUACAAAUGUAAUAAAUGUGGAAAAUCUUUUACUCGAUUUGCACGUGUUACAGAACAUCAGAAAAUCCAUACUCGAGAGAAGCCUUACAGAUGUAAUGAAUGUGGCAGAGCUUUUGCUCAGUGUUCAAGCUUUACUAGGCAUCAGAAAAUACAUACUGAAAAGAAACAUUAUAAUCCUAAUAUAUGUGGCAGUGCUUUUAUUCAAAGCUCAAGCUUUGGGGAUCAUUAUAGAAUAUAUACGAGAAAGAAACCUUACAAAUACAAGGAUGGACAGUUGGCCUUCAGAGAUGUGGCCAUAGAAUUCUCUCGGGAGGAGUGGGAAUGCCUGAACCCUGCUCAGAGGGCGUUGUACAGUGAUGUGAUGUUGGAGAACUACAGGAACCUGCUCUCCCUGGGAAGCCUUUCUGCUGGAUUUGGAAUAAAGGAAUUAUCACCAAGAGAGGACAUUGAUAAAGGAGAAUUAUACCAUCUAGAGAUAUUGGAAAGAAAUGAAAGCCAUGGCAUCAAGGAUUUUGACCUCAGGGAAAUCUUGGAAAAUAUGCAUGAGCAUGAGAAUGAAUGGGGAUAUGAUCAUACUGGUGAGAAACCUUACAAAUGCGAUGAAUGUGGCAAAGCCUUUGCUGAGCGUUCCAGCCUUACGCAGCAUAAGAGAAUCCAUACUGGAGAGAAACCUUACGUGUGUAUUGAGUGUGGCAAAGCUUUUAAGCAGUGUUCACACCUCACUAGACAUCAGAAUAUACAUCCUGGAGAGAAACCACACAAAUGUAAUGUGUGCGGCAAGGCUUUUAUCCAAAAUUCAAGCCUUAUGGAACAUCAGAGAAUUCAUACGGGAGAAAAACGUUACAAAUGUAAUAAAUGUGAUAAGGCUUUUAUCAAACAUUCACACCUUUGGUGUCAUGAGAGAACUCAUACUGGAGAGAAACCUUACAAAUGUAAUGAGUGUGGCAAAGCCUUUACAGCACGUUCCAAUCUUACUCAACACCAGAAAAUCCAUACUGGAGAGAAACCUUACAAAUGUAGUGAGUGUGGCAAAGCCUUUAAUCAGUGCUCAAACCUUACUAGACAUCAGAGAGUCCAUACAGGAGAGAAACCAUAUAAAUGUAAUGUAUGUGGCAAGGUCUGUAGUCAAAAUUCAAACCUUGCAAGUCAUCAGAGAAGGCAUACUGGAGAGAAACUUUACAAAUGUCAUGAGUGCGGCAAAGCCUUUAUGGAGCAUUCAAAUCUUACUCAACAUAAGAAAGUCCAUACUGGAGAGAAACCUUACAAGUGUAACGAGUGUGGCAAGGCCUUUACAGAUAAUUCAAAUCUUACUCAACAUAAGAAAAUCCAUACUGGAGAGAAACCUUACAAAUGUAAUGAGUGUGGCAAAGCUUUUAUCCAAUUUGCAAAACUUACAAGCCAUGAGAAAAUACAUACUAAAAAGAAACAUUAUAAAUCUAAUAUAUGUGGCUAUGCUUUUAUUCAAAGCUCAAGCUUUGGGGAUCACAGAAUUUAUAGUAGAAAGAAACCUUACAAAUACAAUGAUUGACACAAAACUUACGCAAGUUCAAGCCUUACUCAACAUCAGAGACUCCAUCAUGGAGAGGAACCAUGUAAAAGUAAUGGGCGUGUCAAAGCCAGUAACCAGGGCUCAUACCUCACUUGAUAUCAGAAUAUACAUCUUUGAGAGAAACCACACAACUGUAAUAUAUGACAAGACUUAUCCAAAGUUUAAGCCUUGUGGAACAUAGCAGAAUUCUU